AUGCUACGUCCAACAACCCAUCAAAAAAAAGCAAAGAAGGCUUAUAAAGCGAAAGCGCAUAAGUAUAAUACCAAUGCCAAUAACUCUGAAGCAGAAAACUCUGAUAAUACUGAUAAUAUUUCUGUUUAUGAUGAGGCGGUUGAGAAUGAUAAUGCUGCAAGCAUUAUAAAACAACUUCAAGCAGCAGUCAAACAAUAUGAUCAUUAUAGUAAUAACACUGAACUAGAAGAUGAUGAUAAUGACAGCAAUCUUUCUGCUUAUAAUGAGCCAAUUGAAAAUGAUAAUGCUGAAAAUAUCGUAAAAAAACUUCAAGAUGCACAACAGCAUGAAGCAGCAAAAGGAACCCCUCCACUGCAUACCUUUUGGAACCAAGAAAAAUCUCAUCAAGAAGCUGGUGAAGUAGAAUCAUAUGAUAAACAGUUGGAAGACAAAGUCAAUGAGGAAGAUGCUGGGAGACUUUCAGAAGAUGAAAUUGAGAUCUGUAAUUGGCGUAAAAAAAUUACAGCUGCUCUUGAAAAUUUAACGUUAGAUAUCAAAAAAGAAAAUGUAAACA
Molecule: messenger RNA, 553 nt
Organism: Racocetra fulgida
Lineage: Eukaryota; Fungi; Glomeromycota; Glomeromycetes; Diversisporales; Gigasporaceae
Source: the annotation of a GenBank genome assembly